Alnus glutinosa is the source of this 1329-nucleotide messenger RNA. Its product is annotated as homeobox-leucine zipper protein HOX3. Gene Ontology annotation, molecular function: DNA-binding transcription factor activity, RNA polymerase II-specific; sequence-specific DNA binding. NCBI's taxonomy places the organism in Eukaryota, Viridiplantae, Streptophyta, Magnoliopsida, Fagales, Betulaceae. The record is from RefSeq and is a predicted model, not a curated record. Gene Ontology annotation, biological process: regulation of DNA-templated transcription. The transcript has 4 exons. The coding region runs from base 103 to 753 and encodes 216 amino acids.
UUCUGUUUUCAUCUCUGACUGCUUUUGGGGGUUUUUUUUUACUUUACCAUUUCUCUUUGCUUAAGAUCUUCAUCUUCUUCUUAUUAUUAUUAAUUUGUUUCCAUGGCGGUUUUGCCUUCAAGCUCGUCUAGCUUGGAGUUGACCAUAUCUAUGCCUGGCUUUGCUUCGUCCCGGUCUCUUCCUUCAUCUGUGAGGGACUUGGACAUAAACCGAGUACCCUCAGGAGGAGCAGAAGAAGAAUGGAUGACGAUGAAUUUGGAUGAUGAAGAGGAAAGCAGCAACGGAGGCCCUCCCCGCAAGAAACUCCGCCUCACCAAGGAACAGUCCCGUCUCCUUGAAGAAAGUUUCAGACAAAACCACACCUUAAACCCGAAACAGAAGGAGGCUUUGGCUAUGCAAUUGAAGCUGAGGCCACGGCAAGUUGAGGUGUGGUUUCAGAACCGUAGGGCCAGGAGCAAGCUGAAGCAGACAGAGAUGGAAUGUGAGUACCUGAAGAGAUGGUUCGGCUCGCUGACUGAGCAGAACCGGAGGCUUCAGAGGGAGGUGGAGGAGCUGAGGGCCAUGAAAGUAGGCCCUCCCACCGUGAUCUCGCCCCACAGCUGCGAGCCCCUCCCAGCAUCCACUCUCACCAUGUGCCCCCGCUGCGAGCGUGUGACCUCCACCUCCCACGAUAAGGGUACCACCAAGACCCCAACCACGGCCGCCACCAUCUCCGCCAAAGUUCAAUCCCAGCAAUCUCCGGCAGAUUGUUAAUUAUCAUGUGUAAUUAAUGACGCACCCAAUUAAGAGAAAAAAAGAAAAGAAAGAAAAAAGGAAAGAUUAGUAGGUUAGAUAAUGUUCAUAGAAGUUAACAAAAAAAAAAAAAAAAACAAUGUGUUUGGGAUGCUGUUUUUAGUAUCAUUCUAUAUAGUUAGUUCUAAUUGCUACUACUUUUUCUAUCAUGUUGCUCAAUGAUGCCUUGUUUACCUAGGAAACUAAGGAAAAAUAACCGAAGUUUGAAUAGAAUUCGAAUUCCAAUAUUUAAUUUAUUUUGUCUACAACCGAGUGGCCCAAGGAAAAGGCCGGGGACAAGAAAAAUAAAGUUGCAACCUUGAACCAACAUAUAGCAUGGUGGGAGUGGGUUCGGAAUAAUCUUCGGAUUCGUUUAAAGUAGCUGGUGGUUGUUGCUUAUCAUGCUGUCCCGAGAAAUUAUAGUAUAGAGAAUACUUGUUUAUGCACUAGGAAUUCACUAUGCUAAGGUUACGUACGUAAGUUAGGUGAUUUGUACAAUUGUGAGACUUAAUUGAACCCGUACAUAUAGGGUUGGUGGUUUGAAAGAUUAUUCUGUCA